Molecule: messenger RNA, 2363 nt
Organism: Prorocentrum cordatum
Lineage: Eukaryota; Dinophyceae; Prorocentrales; Prorocentraceae
Source: the annotation of a GenBank genome assembly
GCACGGAUGCGUUGAUCUCUGAAGUGAAGGCUCCAGUGGCGACGAUGAAUGGCUCCCUCACAUCGGUCACGGCACAGAUCCCCGACCUUGUAUCUCACAAGGAUUUGCAGGCGGCGGCGCAUGGGGCGCGUGCCGAGCUCAUCAAGGCGAUGCGGUGUCGGUUGGCUGCCUCUCCGCGCAUCUGCGCUGGUGCGUCGCAGCCCCCCGCGGUCUGCGCGCGAGCAUUCGGGGUCCGAGCCGUGCUCCCCUGUCCCGUGCUCUCCUCCGUCUUCCACGUGGACGCUGGCGCCCUCGUCAACCCUUCUGGCCUGUGCGCGCGGAUGGCAGCGUUGAGCAAUCUACGCUUGGACUCUGCAGAAGAGGUCAUCCCGCAGGAUCGACGGGAGGCCGCUCCGCUGCUCGCGGAUUUCACGGCCGCUCUCCACAGUCUGCUGAUCGCAGGGGCUCUGGUCGUGCUGGGGCACAUGGGCAUCUCCGCCUGGGUUGACCUCGUGGGUGCCGGUCUAUCGGAGUCGAUUGUCGCCAGCAACAGUAGGGCUGUCCUUGCGCUCGGCUACGCGCUGCAACUCCAGCGCCCCAACACGCGUCUGUUCCAACUUGAAGAUAGGGCGUUACAGGCAAUCCAGAAUGGCCCCCGGGACAGCUUCAGUUGCAAGAUGAAGCGCAAGUGCAGGGUUGUGGACUUCGGCCCGUUCUCGCUCUCGGUGCAGGCGCUGUCACCCGCAGUGGUGAACAAGGGCGGCGUGCGCAGGACCAGGCACAGGCCUCAGCUGAAGGAGGCCGUCGGCAUGCAGCGCAGUCCCCAGCCAACCGCGGAAGGUGGACCACAACCUGCUGGCGACGGGGACAUUCGCCAGUACGUGGACGCCACAAAGAAUACCCUCAUGGAGGCCAUCCAGAGCAUCCAGUCCUCGGUCGCCACCCUCGCUGGCACGGUGCAGACGUCUUGUGAGUCCCUCGGCGAGCAGAUGGAACGUCGACUGGCAUCCGUGGAGACCACGAGCAGAGCCCAGGGCCAACGCAUCACAGUCUUGGAGGAUAAGAUCACGCGCUUGGAGGAGUUGCUCGGCAUCAUGCAGUCCGAGCGCCCGUCCAUCCAGCCGAUCCCAGAUGCUGACUUCAUGCGUGAGCCUGACCCGACCAUCAUCGUGGCCAGGACGAAGAACAUGGUGCAGCAAAGUGAAGUCAGGAACACACUGGAUGGAUGGUUCCAGCAGUUUCAGGUCCCGAACGAGGAGGUCCGCAUUGAGAGCGAUCCCUCGGACACCAAGUUCGUCAUCCGCUUCCUCGGCAACGGCAACCUCGCGGCCAAGCGAGUGGCGAAGGCGAUCUCUCUACUCCGUGGGCGUGACGGGUCUUGGCAGAGGUUCACGGUGCGGGACCCCAUGGGCCACGUCCAGGAGCUGUACCUGUCCCUGGACAAAAGCCCGUGCAUGGUCAAGACAGAGAUCUCGCUCAAACGUGCACGCAAAGUUUUGGAGUCGAUCUAUGGCGCUCACCCGCACAACAUUAAAUUCUUCACGGACAAGUCCCAGGGCACGAUCUCGGCGCAAUGGAAGCAGUUGCUCAGGAUCACAGUCAGCGGCCCAGGGGUGCAGCCCACGGUCGAGUAUGCUGACGACCACUUGCAAGAGCUUGGCAUGGUCAAGGUGCACGGCUUUCCUGAAGUUAUGCGCCAGCUUGAGCUGUCCGACAACGCAGCAGUCUCGACGGUGAUGAACCCCAGGGACCCUCUCAAGCCCGAAGAUAGGCUCUGGUCUCCCUUUGAUCGCCGGCUGGUGCUGCAGGGAGUGCGGCAUCAAGGCCAGGUUCUCACAGCGCCCGAAGCGAUGCUGGGCGCGCUGUCAUCGCACUGGGGGAAGAUCUUCAGUGCGAAGCAGGUGGAGGUCCAGAAAGCUGCCGAAUUUGUCGAAAAGUACGGCCCCGAGGUUGACCUCAUGAACCUCCUGCCCCCGUCCCUGGCCACGGUCUCUAGGGUGCUCCGGAAGGACACCUUUGAAGAGAGAGUUGCCCCAGCUGCUGGAUCGACGAAGAGCUCCAACACGCUCAGGCCCCUCGGCGCGGCCGACGCCCGACAGGCCAGACAGGCCCAGGCUGCCCUGCGGGAGAGCGACGAGGGCGAGGAGUACGCCUUCACGGAGGACAGCUCCUCAGCGGCGGGCAGCCCGCCCCCGCCCGAGGACCGGCGCGGCGGGGCGCAGGCGGAACAGGGGCCCGCCGCAGCCCCCGCGCCCCGGAGCGACGGCGCCGAGGCGCAGCCAGCGGACGGCCUCGCUGGAGACGGCGCCCUGCGCGCGACGGCCAUCGGCUCCAGGGGUGGCGGGCCCCGUGCGCCGCUGCAGCGGGCGCGGCGCCUUCGCGAG